AUGGAAUGUCCGGAUCUGCAGGCUGUUUACUCAUUUCUCGAGGAGAUCAAAACCUCCCUUACAGACUAUCAGGCCACACGCUCAAAUCUAGCACGGAAUCAGGCUCUCAAGCAAGCAGUACAACUGACGAGAGCUCUCGAGAACCCCAAAGAUGCGAUUUUCAAGCUCUUUCUGUCUCCCACCCAAGCGAUGGCCGUCAAAAUCGCGCAUGACCUCGGUCUCUUCUCAGUUCUGGCACAAUCUGAGACAGCCAUCUCUUGCAAGGAGCUGGCAGAUCGGAGUGGUGCACACCCGCUACUUGUUGAACGCAUCAUGCGAGUUAUCGCCGCAAUGGACUUUGUCGGAGAGGAUGGCCCCGGACAAUACCGUGCGACCCUGCUCUCCAAGGAGAUGACGGGCAAGAAGUCGGGCAUCGUCGACACGCUCUUUCUUGACCUAGCUCCAGCCAUCCUCCAAACACCGGCCUUCCUCCGCGACACGCACUACCAGAACCCGGAGGACCAAUCCGCUGGGCCGAUCCAAUACACGUACCACACGCAGAUGAACAGUUUUGAAUGGCUUGCCAAUCACAAGGCUGCGCAUGCACGGUUCCACGCCUAUGUGGAAGGUGUGCGCGAGGGCCAGUCGGAUUGGGUGGACUGGUUCCCUGUCCAGACGAGGAUCCUGGACGGAUACGCCUCCAAGCCGAGCGACCCGCUUAUUGUGGAUAUCGCAGCCGGCAGUGGGCGGGAUAUGCUGGCGUUCAAGAGAAAGUUCCCCGACGUCGCUGGUCGAAUCAUCAUCCAGGACCUUCCGGCUGUGUUCCAGGACGUUCAUUGCCAGGAUCUAGGGCUGGAGAAGAUCGAGCACGAUGCUUUCGCGCCGCAGCCUGUCGUUGGAGCGCGGGUGUACUAUCUCAGAUUCGUACUGCAUGAGUUCUCGGAUGACAAUUGCCGAAAGAUCCUGGAGAAUAUCACCCGGGUGAUGACCAAAGGACACUCGAAGAUCUUGAUCGAGGAGUUCCUCCUACCGGAUGAGCAUGCUCCCCUGUUCCAUUCGAUGGUGGAUAUGAUUCUGAUGGUCUUUGGGCCUGGAAUUGUGCGCACGCAGACGCGUUGGGUCGCGCUUCUCGAGUCCGUGGGGCUCACCGUCAAUCUCGUGGCGCAUCCGGACGGGGAUGGGCCGUCUAUCAUCGAGGCUGAAUUGGUGAAUGUGGAGUCGGAGUGA
This is a messenger RNA of Aspergillus japonicus CBS 114.51, 1206 nucleotides long. RefSeq names its product S-adenosyl-L-methionine-dependent methyltransferase. Bases 1 to 1206 code for a protein of 401 amino acids. The transcript is spliced from 5 exons. The record is from RefSeq and is a predicted model, not a curated record. NCBI's taxonomy places the organism in Eukaryota, Fungi, Ascomycota, Eurotiomycetes, Eurotiales, Aspergillaceae. Gene Ontology annotation, molecular function: O-methyltransferase activity.